Messenger RNA from Neurospora tetrasperma FGSC 2508, 1750 nucleotides. RefSeq lists its product as uncharacterized. Gene Ontology annotation, molecular function: protein binding. The record is from RefSeq and is a predicted model, not a curated record. The transcript is spliced from 2 exons. Bases 136 to 1608 code for a protein of 490 amino acids. NCBI's taxonomy places the organism in Eukaryota, Fungi, Ascomycota, Sordariomycetes, Sordariales, Sordariaceae.
UACUGUAGCGGCUGCCGAGUUCCAUCUGUCAACAACGAAUACUUACGCAACAGUGCUGUCUGCCUCUUGCCGUAGCCAAUUCUGCAAACAACCCUUCAUCAUACAUUUUAACCGACAUCACACACACUACACAAAAUGUCCAAGAGAGCCGCCGAAGACGAGAGCCUCGCUGCUCCCCUCAAGGGCGGCGACCGCCCCGAGGCCAUGGAUGUUGAUAAGGACCACGACAUGGGCGAGUUCGAGGAUGACUUUGAGGACGAGUUCGAGAGUGAAGACGAGAUCAUCGAGGCCGGUGUUGAUGGCCGCCCAGAUGCCGAGAGAGAGGCUGAGGAGGGCGCCAUGGACGUCGAUGGCGGCCCCGAGACCUUCAUGGUUGGCCGUCAACAGCUCGAGGCCGGCCAGACCCUCACUCCCGAUACCACGACAUACAAGAUGCUUCACAGCUUGAGCACUCCCUGGCCCUGCCUUUCCUUCGACAUCAUCCGCGACGGCCUCGGCGAGAACCGCAAUGUCUACCCUGCCACCAUGUACACCGUCGCCGGUACCCAGGCCGAUGGCGCCCAGGCCAACGACAACUCCCUUCUCGUCAUGAAGUUCAGUGGCCUCAGCAAGAUGCAGGGCGAGGAUGGCGAGGACUCGGACGACGAGGACUCGGAUGAUGAGGACACCGACCCCAUUCUCGAGCACAAGAGCAUCCCCCUCAACACCACUACCAACAGGAUACGCUCCCACCAGUCUCCUGCCCAGGACCCCUCGAGGCCCCCCACCACCCUAACUGCCACCAUGACCGAGUCCUCCCAGGUGCUCAUCCACGACAUCACCCCCCAUCUCGCCUCCUUCGAUACCCCCGGCAUGAUUGUCACUCCCCAACAGAACAAGCCCGUCUGCACCAUCCGCGCCCACAAGACAGAGGGUUACGGUGUAGACUGGUCGCCUCUCCACCCCGCCGGCAAGCUGCUUACCGGUGACAACGACGGUCUGAUCUAUGUCACCACUCGCACUGAUGGCGGCGGUUUCGUCACUGACACUCGUCCCUUCCGCGGCCACACCGGCAGUGUCGAGGAGAUCCAGUGGAGUCCUUCCGAGGCCAACGUCUUCGCCUCUGCCUCCAGCGAUGGUACCGUCCGUGUCUGGGAUGUCCGCAGCAAGAGCCGCUCGCCCGCUCUCACCAUGAAGAUCAGCAACUACGACGUCAACGUCAUGUCAUGGUGCCGCCAGACCAGCCACCUGCUUGCUACCGGUGCCGACGAUGGUGAGUGGGCUGUUUGGGAUCUCCGUCAAUGGAGCAGCAACUCUUCGGCCAAGCCCGCGCCUCUGGCAAACUUCAACUUCCACCAUGAGCAAAUCACCAGCAUCGAGUGGCACCCUACAGACGACAGUAUCGUGGCCGUUGCUGCUGGUGACAACACCGUCACUCUCUGGGAUCUGGCUGUCGAGCUGGAUGAUGAGGAGAGCAGAGAUACCGCCGGUGUCUCGGACGUCCCUCCCCAGCUCCUGUUCGUCCACUACCAGAACAUGGUCAAGGAGCUCCACUGGCACCCUCAAAUACCCGGCGCCCUUGUCGCCACCGGCGAGCAGUUCAGCGUCUUCCGUACCAUCAGCGUAUAAACAACAGCAGAAUAGGAUAUCAAGUUUGGGAAACAAUAUAAAGGUGUUCAGGAUCGGAAUCGGUUGGCUUGUGCGGGAGGUCUAGACCAACAAUGUAUCAAAAGUUACUUGUCCAUCUGCUUAUCGAGAUACCCAUUGACCA